CUUUUGUAAUUGUCCACUUCUUUACUGCUGCCAAUCCAUUCCCACGGAUAUUCCCCAUUUCGCCAACUGCCAGGAUAGAUAGUACAUAGCGGCUUGUAAUGGACUCCCGUCACCAACGUUGUCUAGAAGACCUCAACAUGAAUCUGCUUAGGAAGACAAUGGAAGAGCAUCCAUCAAGCAGGCCCAAAAGAGCGAGGGGCAAGACUAGAAGUACGAGCGAGGAACCUUGGAAAUGGAUAUCAGAAUUAGAAAACUCAUCCCCUGAUUCCUCAAAAAGCUAACACCCGUCCGAGCACUUACCAACGUCACCAACACCAUGCUCCUCCUGAUCGCCGGCAUCACCGGCCAUGUCGGCCACCACCUCGCCCGCCACGCCAUCGCCAAGGGCCUCACGGUCCGCGGCCUAGGUCGCAAUCCCACCAAACUCGAUCCCACCAUCAAGCUCGAAUCCUUCGUCCAAGCCGCUGAUUACUAUGAUAUCCCCGCGCUCGAAGCCGCCGUGUCCGGCGUUGACGCCAUUAUCGUCGCCUACAUGGGCACGCCCGAGCUCCAAGUCGACGGGCACCUCCUCCUGCUCCGCGCCGCCGAGCGCGCCGGCGUCAAAGUCUUCCACACGUCCACCUGGACGUACGACUUCCGCAAGACGCGGUUCCUCGAGCACGAGAGUUACGAUCCCUUCGUGGCAUUUGCGCGCAUCGCGGAGCUGACGAGCCCGAUCAAGCCGAUCUACGUGAUGACCGGGGUGCUCGCGGAGGUGCUGUUUAGUCUGGAAGGCCGCGCGGAUUUCAGCCCCAAGAGCGGUGGUGUGUUUGAUCCCGUUGAGAAGUGCUUUGAGUACUAUGGCACGGGGGAUGAGAAGUAUCAGUGGACGACUGAAGAGGAUGCGGCAAGGUUUAGCAUUGAGCUCAUCAUGUCAGAGGAGGCGAGGUCGGGGAACGGCGGGUACUUCAGUGCAUGGUCGGGCGAGCACAGUGUGAAGGAGAUUGCGGACGUAUAUGAGAAGGUCCGGGGGAAGCCUAUUAGCUUGAAGAAUAUGGGCAGCGUGGAGGAUCUGGAGAAGAAGGCGUUGGCGGACAGAGCGAACGGAACCCCAGCAGGCUUUUGGGCGUACAUUGGGGCGUUUUAUCAGCUGUUCACUAUCAAUGGGCGUUGGGUAUUGACGGACGAGAAUUUGUUUCCGAACGUGGAGAGAACGAGUCUGGCGGAAUUCUUCAAGCAGUCGAACGUGAAGACUACUGGUAUUGCAUAAUCAAUACAUUGCAUCAAACAAGGAAGAGUUGCAUAGAACCCAGGUCAGAUAGACACGGGGCUGCAAUUUGUAAAUUCUUUAUCAAAUCAUA
This is a messenger RNA of Paraphaeosphaeria sporulosa, 1340 nucleotides long. RefSeq names its product NAD(P)-binding protein. Bases 317 to 1249 code for a protein of 310 amino acids. Lineage: Eukaryota; Fungi; Ascomycota; Dothideomycetes; Pleosporales; Didymosphaeriaceae. The transcript has a single exon. The record is from RefSeq and is a predicted model, not a curated record.